AUGGCAGGAUUUCUCCAGGCCAAUAUGCACAGUAGUGAAGAGGCGAAUGAUCUUCUAUAUCAAAUAGUUUGCGAAAAAAACAUCGAUCUCCUAAUCAUCAGCGAGCAAUACAGGGACAGGGAUUCCCCAACAUGGUUUUCGGACAACCUUGGAACAGCAGCCAUAUGGAUACGAAAUUCAAGAGGAAUACCUGUUGAAGACCAUGGCUCUGGAGACGGUUGCGUCUGGAUCAAGAGCAAAGGAGUCACUUACGUAAGUUGCUACCUCACUCCGAACGAGAGCAUCCAAGAUUUCCAGGAAAAACUCGAUCUACUGGAGGACACUUUACAGGUAGCUGAAGGAAGAAAAGGAACGGCCGGAGAUCUCAACGCAAGGGCGGUGGAAUUAGGAAUGCCCAAAAAAGACCCGCAAGGAAGGCGUAUUCUGGAGAUGGCUGCAAGACGCGGACUGCUAGUGAUGAACACCGGCAAAACAUCAACUAUUAGAAGAGCUGGCAAUGUAGGGACAAUCCGGGACAUUACUCUGGCUUCGGAAGAAGUGGCCCCUCUUAUGGUGAACUGGAAAGUCUUGGAGGACUAUAUUGGAAGUGAUCACUAG
Molecule: messenger RNA, 597 nt
Organism: Belonocnema kinseyi
Lineage: Eukaryota; Metazoa; Arthropoda; Insecta; Hymenoptera; Cynipidae
Exons: 1
Coding region: 1-597 (198 amino acids)
Molecular function (GO): catalytic activity
Source: RefSeq, a predicted model, not a curated record